This is a messenger RNA of Lutzomyia longipalpis, 1868 nucleotides long. RefSeq names its product chitinase-3-like protein 1. Gene Ontology annotation, cellular component: extracellular region. Gene Ontology annotation, molecular function: chitin binding; chitinase activity. NCBI's taxonomy places the organism in Eukaryota, Metazoa, Arthropoda, Insecta, Diptera, Psychodidae. The record is from RefSeq and is a predicted model, not a curated record. The transcript is spliced from 5 exons. The coding region runs from base 381 to 1802 and encodes 473 amino acids. Gene Ontology annotation, biological process: carbohydrate metabolic process; chitin catabolic process.
AAAGCAAAAUACUUUUCAGAGCGGAUUUUGUACAGAAUUAGAGAAAAUAAAAAAAGUUUAAUUUGGGAAAUUUGGCGGAUAGUGUGAUAAGAUUAAUUUAGAAGAUUUUUUUCUUAGGAAUUUCUCUGGAAGUUUGCACAGUUUAGAGGCAUUAAUAUUGGCUCUCUAUGAGUGGACUAAAACUAAAUAUUUACUCAGAUUGCCAAUAAAAGCGCGAUUUGAUAAGAAAAUCACUGAAUUCCCUCAUUUCUUAUUGUUCUCUCUCCGGGGGAAGGCCUAUAAAAGCUAGCGAGGAAGCUCGGGUUCGAAUCAGUGUCAAUUGCUCCGUUGCGUGAUUUUGUGGAUUAAAAGGAAUUUGCAAAGUGUGGGAGUUAUUAAAGAUGAAGACGUUGGUGUUUCUGUGUGUCGCCUUAUCAAUUUUGGGCUUGGCAGUUACUGAAAAAAAAAUUGUCUGCUAUCACGGUACGUGGUCCUACUACCGGCAGGGAAAUGGAAAAUUCGGAGUAGCACAAAUUGAUCCAUUCCUCUGUACCCAUUUGGUUUAUACAUUUUUCGGGAUUUCUUCCGAGGGUGGGAUUAGAAUUCUUGAUCCUUACUUGGAUCUCGAUGAGAACUACGGCCUUGGGAAUAUAAGAAAAUUCAAUGAACUCAAGAAAGUUAAUCCCAAAUUGAAGACAAUCGCCGGUGUUGGUGGAUGGAAUGAAGGAAGCGUAACAUUUUCUCAGGUCGUCAAUGAUCCACGCAAGAGGCAGAAUUUCGUGAAGAAUUCGUUGGAAUUUUUGAAAAAAUACAAUUUUAAUGGUCUUGACGUUGACUGGGAGUAUCCAGCACAACGUGGAGGGAAUCAGGAGAAGGAUAAGGAAGCCUACACUCUCCUUCUCAAGGAACUUUCUGAAUUCCUGCAUCCUAAAGGCUACAGCCUCUCUGCUGCAGUGGCAUCAGCGGAAUUUUCAGCUAAAAUCUCUUACAACAUCGCUGAGGUUUCAAAAUAUCUGGAUUUCAUUGGGGUAAUGACGUACGAUUUACACGGAUCAUGGGAUCCAAAGAUUGGGAAUAAUGCACCAUUGUAUGCGGGAUCGUGGGAGCAAACGGAGUUUGAGAAGCAAUUAAAUGUUGACGCCGCUAUAAAGUACUGGCUCAGCAAUGGCGGGGCUCCUGAGAAGCUCCUCCUGGGCGUUCCACUGUACGGUCGUGGCUUCCGCAUGGUUAAUGGUCAGAAUAAACCAGGAUCCGUUCAUGGAGGUCCUUGUCAGGCUGGGCCCUACACUCAAACUCCCGGCAUGAUGGGCUUCAAUGAGCUCUGCGAGAAGCGUCGCAAUGAAAAAUGGAUUGAUUUCUGGGAUGAUGAGCAAUUUGUUCCGUACUCCACAAAGGACGAUCAGUGGAUUGGAUUUGAUGAUGAGAAGAGCAUAAAAUUCAAAUCAAACUACGUCAACAGUCACAAUCUUGGUGGGGUGAUUGUGUGGUCCAUUGAAACAGAUGAUUUUAGAGGAUUCUGCGGAAGAGGAACCUUCCCACUACUCAAGGAGCUCAAUGCAUCCCUCCUUGGUAACAAUCACACCUGGACACCUCCAUCAACAUCAACCAUCGAAUGGAAUCCCAACCCAACGUCCACAACGAAACCUCCACCAAUCCUCCCAAGUCCCGAAUGUACCGAAGAUGGUUACUUUAGGGAUCCAAAUGACUGCAGUGUCUUCCAUCAAUGCAUCAAUGGGACUCAAUAUACCUUCUUCUGCCCACAUGGCCUUGUCUUCGAUCCAGCCAUCAUAGCUUGCAAUUGGCCCCAUUUGGUGCAAUGCUGAGCCCCUCCACCAACUGCCACAUUUUUUUUAUUUAAUUUAAAAUAAAUCAAAUUUUCUAAGAACAAA